UUCUGAAAGAGGACACAGUUGUCACAACCCAACAGCCGCCAUCCCAACACCUGGCAACAUUACUCAUUGAUGAAGAAUUUCUUUAUCACAAACCAUCAAUCACCCUCAUGACCCUCCAUCGUUUCUACCUCUUGCUGAUUGCAUCCAGCGUGUCGUCGUCGUUACCACCCGGAGUGCACAGCCAAGCCGUGCGUGGCAAGGCUUCUAUGGCCGUGGAAGUGGAUGACGCAACCAUGAACAUGGUCCAGUACGAACUGGACGACCCCAAGUGCUUCGAGACGACCGACGAACUCCGCGACGCCGUGGCCCAAUACAAGAGCUCCAAGCAGUUUGAUCCAGAAUUGGCGUCGAAAUACGGUUGGCCCAUUGGACAGUGGUGUGUCUCCAACAUUGCCGACUUUUCCAAUCUCUUUGUGAAGCAUCGGUAUUUCGAUGAACCCCUCGACCGCUGGGACAUGUCGCAAGCGACGGAUCUCUCGGGCAUGUUUCAGAAUUGCCAUUGGUUCAAUCAUCCAUUGAACGAUUGGGAUGUCUCCAGUGUCACCAGCACCAGCAGAUUGUUUGCAUCGGCUCGAGCGUUUAAUCAACCACUCGAUCACUGGAAGACGGACCGCGUCAGAGACAUGUCCUACAUGUUCCUCCACGCCUUUUCGUUUGACCAAAACAUUCAAUCCUGGAAUAUUGGGGCAGUGAAGAACAUGGAAGGAAUGUUUCGCGAUGCGAGGAGCUUUGAUGACGCCAAUCUACAAUGGGAUGUCAGCCGUGUUGAGAAUACCAAAAUGAUGGUUUCUUCCAUACCGGGAGUCAGUCUCAACUUGAGAGGAGCACCACAACAACAAACAGUCAUUGCAACAAUGAAUGGUUGAAGAAGAAGAAAACCGAAUUGCAGGUUGGAAAUCUGCUAGAAUGAAGCAAUGUAACAGUAGUAUCACACAAUUCAUAAUCUGAAUUCGUUCCAGGUUUGGUGUGCGACAGCAACGUAUUGGAGUUAUGCAUAGCUUUCUGUCUGGAGCGCCCAUUGCAACAAAAACGAACGAGUUGACGAUGUUAUUUGGUAGAAAACGUAGCAACAGAUCCUCACCGGUACGAACAUGAGCUCGCUAGUAGAUGCAUGGUAGAGAAACACUGGUAUGGAUGAGGAAUUUCAAUUUCAAAAGCCAACGUUUUCUCCUGUGCGUAGGCUACUCCCGGGGAAGCGUCUCAGCCUAAUCUCUAGCCAUGCUUUCAGGAGGAGGCUGCGAAAGCUUGGGAGACGGAUUCACUGCUCGAGCAAGGGCAACGCUCAAUUGGGCAGAGACAAUACGGUAGGAUCAAACCACAGAGCAGGGCUUGCUUAGACCACUUCAUGGCCAGAAGGUGGGAGAGCCGUUGGAGAACGGCGGUAGCUAGGGUGGUUGCAGCAUGCAAGAGAGAGCAUUCCCGGUCAAGCAACGUGCUAUACGAAUAAGACAGAGAAUGGUAGCUCCCCG
Seminavis robusta is the source of this 1469-nucleotide messenger RNA. The record is from the annotation of a GenBank genome assembly. Lineage: Eukaryota; Bacillariophyta; Bacillariophyceae; Naviculales; Naviculaceae.